Messenger RNA from Volvox carteri f. nagariensis, 2841 nucleotides. RefSeq lists its product as uncharacterized. The coding region runs from base 1 to 2841 and encodes 946 amino acids. Lineage: Eukaryota; Viridiplantae; Chlorophyta; Chlorophyceae; Chlamydomonadales; Volvocaceae. Gene Ontology annotation, biological process: regulation of DNA-templated transcription. The transcript has 9 exons. Gene Ontology annotation, molecular function: DNA-binding transcription factor activity; DNA binding. The record is from RefSeq and is a predicted model, not a curated record.
AUGGAAGCAAGUGCUGAAAAAACAUCAACGCUUGGCUCGUGCGACAAGUUAGAUCAUCGGCGAGUUUUGAGGAGAAACUUGUGUACCGGCUUUGGGCAGAUGGAGGCGUUAGCUCUUGUCGCCAAGGCAUCAAGUCGUCAUUCGCUCUUCAAGGGUGUAACAUUAUAUAAGCGAACCAGCAAGUGGCGGGCUCAGAUUUCGCAUGGUGGCAGGACCGUCACUCUGGGUGACUAUAACACGGAAGAGGAAGCCGCCCGUGUCUUUGACCGCGCCUGUAUAUGCAAAUAUGGCAAGGAUGCCGUGUGUAACUUCCCGUUGGAGGACUAUAUGAGCGAAUGGGAAGAGCUAUGGGCCACGACUAUUCCCGCCCUCCUAAUCAAAUUCAAAGAAGAGCGCCAGAGAUGCAAGGCCGCUCGGGGACCUGGAGGGGUCCGUGCUGGACAAGCUGCGCUUGGCCAGCAAUUCGAGCAGGAUAGGAUUCGCCCGGAGGUGGUUGCUGCCCUUGAGGGCUCGAGUACGACCGGCAGGCAUGGCAGGGGACUCGACUUCCAAAGCGCCUACUUUCCAGGAACUGCCUACGCUCAUCCUGGCCCUUCCGGACAACUCUGCGCUGGGAAUCCCGUCGGCGGGCCACUCAACCAGAUCCAGAUCCAAAUCCAAAAUUUUAAUGACCACCGCCGUACUCAUGCCGAGCAGCUGAAGAUGGAAAUGGAGCCUUCCGAGAAUAUCGAAAGGGCCACCAGCGACGAUGGCGAUGGCGAUGGUGCCCAUCACCUCGAGCCUACACCUGCCACCUCUUCGCCGGCUGCUGUCCGACGCCGAGCCACGGCAUCACGUCCCGCCGCCACCGGCACCGCUGGCGGCGGCGGCGGCGGCGGUUCACCACCUGAUGCGGCGACGGAAUGGCCAAUCCCUGAGGCAGCGGCGGCCGCGGCGGCGGCGCCACCUGACGAGCUCGUGACCGUGUUCACCGGCGCUGAUGGCGCAUCGCGACGCGAGGGCCUUGCGGCGGCAACCCGGCCGCCACCGUCGAUGCCGCUGCUUAAUUUUCCGCCACCGAUGCGUUUGCAUGGCAGCAAUUACGUCCCCAGUUGGAGACGCGCAAGUGUGUGUUCUGGCCGCAUGGGAAUUGAAGGAGGGGAGUUCGACGGCGAGUCCGUUUGGAAAGGACACUCGGAGGUUUUCUUAUCGGGCUCCGGAACAGCCGCUGGUGACGCCGACGCCACUGCAGCACAGCAACGACGUGUCGUACAUUCGCCUGUGGCCCAACCCAGCGUGCCACAGCCUCCAUCCUACCCCGACAAUUUCCGCGCUCAACAACACGGCAGUGACGGCGGUGCAUUGGACGAGAUGCCGUACAUGGUUGACUACACCUCUGGAAGGGUCGUACUGCCCACCAGACUCGGGUUCCCUACGUUACCGCUGCUGAAUCUGCCGGCGCCCCGUACGCUUACUGCUAAGCGGACUGUACGGGAGGAGAUGGCUGUGGUGGCGGCAGCGGAGGUGGAGACAGAUGACGUUGGCGGCACCGGCUUCGCCGCCGCCGCGCCGCAGUCGCCUGUUGCUUCUACCCAUGCCGUUCCUAGUGGUUUCAGAGCGCUCGGAACGCCCCUCCAAGAACUUGGCCUGGAUCCUUCGCAUGCAGCCGUACCUCGUGGUAUGGUCGUUCGCCGUGUUCAUUACUCCACAAGCCCCUGGCCACCAGCCAAGCGACUGCGUCUGGCAGCGAUAGCGGCGGCGGCGGCGCCGCCGCCGCCGCCGGCCCCCCAGACUGAUGAGGAACCUAUGGGCGUAGUUAUGACGACGACGGACACGGCAGCGGGUGAGGGGGAGGAGGAGGAGGAGGAGGUUGACCGCAAUGCGCGAUUCGCAAAGAGCAGCGGCAGCGAUGGCGCCGGCAGGGCGGCAGAGUGCCGUAGCGCCGUCGUCAGGCGCUGGCGCUGCGGACCGCCGUCGGGGGAGUCGGCGGCAGCGAUGGCGCGAUUUACCGCAGCUGCCGGGGAACGCGGCACCGCCGUCGCCGCCGCCGCAUCUCGCCCACCGAUGACCACAACGCGUGACGGCGUAUCAAGGGAAGGCAGCUGCCGGCAGCGCCCGCCGGAGCCGGAGCCGCAUACCUCGCCGGUACCCGCUGCUUGCGCGCCGUCUUCGGCAGCAGUAACACUCCAGCCCGGUGCUACGUGUGCAAGCCCUGUCGCGGCGCCACCCGCGGCCGCCGCCACCGCUGCUGCCGCAACAGCAGCAGCAGCAGCAGUUGAAGGGCUUAGCAUGGAAGAGCUGCACGAGCUCUUAUUGGCGGCGCUUAGCCGCCCACCGGCGGCGGCAGCAAGGAGAGGCCACCAGCACUUGCCAUCAGCAAAUGCACCACCUCGCCUGUCUCUACAGACGUCUCACCCCGGAGGCUCAAAGGAAACGGAGGCGCUGAAGAAUCCCAGUUCCCAGGCCACACGCGGAAGCAGCGGUGGAGGCUCAAUCGACAGGACGCCCUCGCAUGUGUCGCCUCUGGUGGUGGCUCCUGCUGCCGCCGCCGCCGCAGCCGCCGUCAAUGGUGGCGAUGCUGCCGCCGCAGGCGGCAGCAUGUUCAUCAAUCAGGCCCCAGGUCAGAAGUGGCGGCUACCAGCAUCCCUCCACGAUUGGGAGCACACGCUGCAUGAGCGACCGCGCGCCCCGGCCGUACGUCUGACGCUGUGCCGGAACGACGAGUACGACAGCUACAGCGUUGGCGGCAGCGUUGGCGGCGGCAGCAACCGUGGUGCCGAUGCGAGUUUGAGCAUUGAGGUUCCGCUCGUGCUGCGGGUGCCAGCCAAUCUGCAGCAGCAAAUCUUGUCGAUGCUGAAGUAG